Molecule: messenger RNA, 6555 nt
Organism: Zea mays
Lineage: Eukaryota; Viridiplantae; Streptophyta; Magnoliopsida; Poales; Poaceae
Exons: 41
Coding region: 501-6323 (1940 amino acids)
Biological process (GO): intra-Golgi vesicle-mediated transport; protein phosphorylation; retrograde vesicle-mediated transport, Golgi to endoplasmic reticulum
Cellular component (GO): COPI vesicle coat
Molecular function (GO): ATP binding; protein binding; protein kinase activity
Source: RefSeq, a predicted model, not a curated record
CCGGCCGGACCAUUGUUGUCGUCAAGGCAGGCAAAAGGCGCCAACACAUAUUUUAUUUUAUUUGCCCGAGGGAAUAGUUGAUGGCGUUUGCGCGACGGGUGCCAUAUCUUGCCUCUCGAUCUUCCUCUUCCUCGCAUUGCCGGUGCUUGUUGGAUGAAAAAUCAGCUCAUCAGCAGAUCUCUCCCUGCCGGUUGUUCUGCCCUCCAAUCCAACAAACCACCAAGCUAAGACAUUUUUGUCAUAACUUUUCCUUCCCCAUCGAUAUGGUGGCCCAGUAUUUCCGAGAAAUCCGUGGCAGAUUAUUACGGAAAUCCUGACAAGUACUACACUCUCCAUUGCUAAUCUAGAGGUUUGAUCACAUCGUUGAAUAUCUGCAUACCUUUCCACUUGGUGUUUUGCAGAGCACCUACAGCCAGGACACUGGAUCGAUCGCUGCUUAGAGCGAGAGCACAUGAUAUACUCGUCAUUUCGUCGCCGUUGUACUCGUGUAGCUACAAAUUAUGGACUGUAAAGCUAGCGCAACAAGAGAGGACCUGGAAUUCAUACUACUUAAUGAAGAUGCACAGCCAAAACCACUGCCUUUGUCGCUCCUUGCAGACAUCACAAGUGAUUUCUCCGACAAGAAUAUUAUUGGAAGGGGUGGAUUUGGCAUAGUUUAUAAGGGAUUCAUCGGGAAUCGCACGGUUGCUGUGAAGAGGUUGCUGCGUGUACUACAUUUUGACGAGGAUGGAUUCUACCGAGAGAUUAAAUGCCUGAUGAAGGUGAAGCACCAAAAUGUAGUUCGAUUUUUAGGAUAUUGUAACGAGACACGAGGGGAGAUGGCAGGGUUCAACGGUACACUUGUCAUGGCACAAGAAGAAGAACGAUUGCUUUGUUUCCAAUACCUAUCCAAAGGAGGGCUUAACAACUAUAUCAAUGCAGAUGCAUCUUCUGCGCUUGAAUGGGAACAAUGCUAUCGAAUAAUCAAUGGAGUUUGCCAGGGCUUACAUCAACUUCAUCAGCACAAUAUUUUACACAUGGAUCUGAAACCGGAAAACAUACUUUUGGGUAACGACAUGGUCCCAAAAAUUGCUGAUUUCGGCCUAUCAAGGCGAUUGCAUGAAGACCAAAGCUACGUUAUAACUAAAAAUUUAUGCGGAACACGGGGAUAUAUGGCCCCUGAAUUCAUCGACAGUAAUCCUGAAAAUCGCGCAAUUACAAAAAAGUGUGAUUUGUAUAGCCUUGGUGUUAUAAUUAUGGAGCUACUGACGGGAACGCGCGAGCAGUGUGCUGUUAACGAUGUACUUGACAGUUGGAUCAGCCGGUUGGGAGAAUCAAAGACUAAAGCACAGUUAGAGCAGAUAAAAGAAUGUGCUCAGAUAGCUAUCGAGUGCAGUAACCCUAAAGCAGAGAAUAGACCACUGGAUACAAAGCAUAUAAUCGAUAGGCUUCAAAAAGUGGAAGGUGCACAGGGAACUCAACUGCAGUCUGCUGGCAAGUUAUUACUUCAAGUCCACCCGACCUUCCUCGUGUUUGAGUUGCAACCCGCCGGGAAGUUGACCCCAUGCCUACUGCACCUCACAAACGACACGGAUGAAGACAUGGAGUUUAAGCUUAGGAUAGAAGAGGGUGUGGACCAGCGAUGGUCGGAGCAAUUUGGUGAAGAGCGUUUUUCAGGAUGCGGUGUUGUGGCUGCGCGAUCCACUUACACUCUCAUUCUGACGGUGUCGUGGGAGCGGGACGAUAUUCCUGAAAACAGAUUUUGUGAAAUGAUUCUCGACAGCUGGCCUAAGCAAAACUGGUACUCUGAAGCUAAUAAGAAUUCGAAGGAGGUGAAACUGACAGCUUAUUUGUCGACUCAGCACAGACAGUCGACAGCAAUACCCACGGCAACCAGCGGCCAGUUGGGCGUCACGAUCUCAUGGAUGGAGAAACCCCGCACACGUAUGUACUCCGUUGACGCGCACCCGACCAAGCCAUGGAUCAUAACUGGUCAUGAACAAGGACGCAUUACCAUUAGGAACCAUGACACACAGAAGCUACUGUAUUCGUUUAAAGUCUCGCGGGGACCAGUUUGUUCUGUCAAAUUCAUUGCGCGGAAGCAAUGGUUCAUUUGCGCCACAGAAACCGAAGGUUUCGCACAUGUAUACAGUUAUGAAACCGAAGAAAUGCAAAAGGUUAACAGUUUCAGAGCUCAAGAAAUGCAAAAGGUUAACAGUUUCAGAGCUGACGACGACCAUAUCCGCCCCAUAUCGCUGGCCGUUCAUCCAUCCCAGCCCUAUGUGAUGUCGUGGUACUACGGCAACGAGACAAUGAAGCUAUGGAACUGGGACAAAGGAUGGGAGUGCACACGCACAUUCCAAAUUAGCGGCAAAACCUUUAAAAAAAUCGCUUUUGACCCAAAGGAGACCAACCGCUUUGCUGCUACCGCUGUUGGCACUAGCUUCUUUGAUACUGAUGUCGACGUCAUGAUUUGGAGCCUUGACUGUCCCGAACCUGAAUAUUAUCUGCUUUGGACGGAUAUUAGGGUUAUCAUGUUCCUAGAAUUCUUCACAUGUUACGAUCGACAGUAUUUGAUUAUUGUUGAUGAAGAUAACAAAGCACACGUGUGGGACUUGCAGCAGCGGGAAUUUGCUUUUAAGAAGCGAAAAUCCUUGUCUCUUGAACCUUCUGUCUUCUCACAUCCCAAUCUACCGUUACUACUAGCAGCACCAAUUGAACGCACAUGUUGUUUCUGGAGCGCUAAGGAUUUCAGUUUUUAUGGAGUCCUUGACAAUUCUGGUGGAGAAAAUGUGGUGGGUAUCGCUUGCUUGAUGGGGUCAAAAAGAAGGUUUGUGAUUGGACAGAGUUAUGCCUUAACAGUCUUGGAUAUUGAAAAAGCUAUAUAUCAAGAGGACCUAAGGGAAUCCAUUGAGACAAAGUUAUGCAAUGAUACAAGACAGUCCUACACAAGUUCUGAGUUGAUUACCCAAGAGUCAAGUGAGAUUCAUCACAUCCACCCGCUGAAGGCCCACUUAUCCUUUCAAGACGACAACUUAAUCCCUUGCUUACUGCACCUAACAAACAAAACUGAUAAACACAUUGCUUUUAUGCUUAGCAGUACGACAGAAGAGCAGCCCUUUGAAGCGACACCACUAAACCACGACAUUGUGAUGUCGAGAUCCAUAUAUACUCUUGAUAUUAAAAUGCCGACAGAUAAACAAAAGUCCAAUCUGAUCUUGCAGAGCAGUAUAUAUGGGGAUAAAUACAUCUAUAGGUUCACAGACCAAUCAGAAUGCGAUCAAUUUUUUAAGGAUGCUAAAGAGACCAGGAAUGUGGUGCAUGAGGUGGUGCUAGAACCUGUUUUGUCUCAGCAAGGCGAGACAACGUCAGAGAACCGAUCGACUGGACAAGACGUAACCCAAACGUUAACACAGAUAAGGGGUUUGUGGCACCCUACGACAGAUAAUGAUGUAAUAUCUUUACUAGAUGUUAACCCAGCAGAUUCAUGGAUAAUGACGUUUCAUCAAAAUGGAGAUUUUUUUAUAAGGGAUAUUGACACCCAGGAAACGUUAUAUUUGAUGAGCACCAAAGAUGAUGUUUAUUCUGUCAAAAUCAUUACAAGGAAGCAUUGGGUUUUGGUUGGGACACAUGAUGGUUUCAUCUUGGUGUACGAGUAUGAAACAGGAAUGAAACUGAUAACAAGAUUCAAAGCGGUAUCAAACAUAUUCCAUGGUUACUCUGAUGGAGUGUUGGUCGUUCAUCCAACCCUACCAUAUGUGCUUUCGGCUUAUGGCCGCGAAAUGAAACUUUGGGAUUGGGACAAAGGGUGGGAGUGCAUACAAACAUUUGAGCUGGGACGCUAUGGUUCCAUACGUCAAGUGGCAUUUAGCCCGAAUGGCACUGAUAAUUUUGCUACAGCUUCAAGUGAUCGCAAAAUAAAGCUUUGGAGCCAUUCUUCCCCCACAGCGGAGUAUACUCUGUGUCACCAUAAGAGAGAUGUGAGCUGCCUGGAUUUCUUCAGAGGUGACGACAGUAAUCAAUAUUUGAUUAGUGGCUCUGGUGACUAUACGGCCAAGAUCUGGGACUUGCAGAAAAAGACUUGUCUUCAUACAUUGGAUGUUAUGUCUCCGGUUACUUCUAUCAUUUCCCUUCCAAAUUCUCCAUAUUUGAUUAUAGGUUCGGAAGACGGAACUGUUCAUUUGUGGAGGUCUCCUAGUUUUAGGAUUGAGAGAAUACUUCAGAUUGGCUGCACAAGACCUGUUCGGAGCCUAUGUUUGGUGGGGUCAAAAAGGGUACUCAUUGAAAAGAUGGGUGAAGUAUCAAUCAUGGAUAUUGAUACAUCCAUUAAGGAACCCCCAGAGUUAUUACUUCAUGUCCACCCGACCACACUCGUGUUUGAAUUGCAACCCGGGAAGUUGAGCCAAUGCUCAAUGCAGCUAACAAAUGACACAGAUCAACACAUGGCAUUUAAGCUCAGUUCAACAGAUAGUGUGGACUGGUUAGAGCAGUUUCUUCCAUGGUACGGCAUUGUUGCGGCACGCUCCACAUACACUCUCAUUCUGAAUGUGUUCUUGGAGCGAGAUACUGCAGAAAAGAGAUUCUGUGAUAUGAUCCUAGAGAGCUGUACAUGUGAAUACAACGACAAUAACAUGUAUUCGGCCACAACUUAUUGGGAGAAAUUCGUUGAUCAAGAGACCAAGAAAGUGGUGAACGAGGUGAAACUGACAGCCUUGUUGUCAUCGUCUCAGCACAGACAGUCAAUAGUAGCUCCCGACAAGCCAACCGGGCUAGGCGUCAGGGUCUCAUGGGUGGAGAAACCCUGGAUUCGUCUGCUCUCCGUGGACGCACACCCCACCGAACCAUGGAUCAUAACUGGUCACGAAUGUGGACACCUUGCCAUUAGGAACCAUGACACACAGAUGCUACUGUGUUCGUUUAAAGUUUCACGUGGCGGAGUCUUUUGUGUUAAAUUUAUAGCGCAGAAGCAAUGGUUCAUUUGCAGCUCAGGAGAAGGUUUCAUACAUGUGUUCAGUUAUGAAACCCAAGAAAUACAAAAUGUGAACAAUUUCAGAGCUUAUGACGACAAUAGUCGCUGGCUCCCCAUAUCACUGGCCGUUCAUCCAUCCCGGCCCUAUGUGUUGUCGUGGUGUCGCUACGAUAGUGAGAUAAUAAUGAAGCUUUGGGACUGGGACAAAGGAUGGGAGUGCGCACGCACAUUCCGAAGUGGAGGCAUUAAUGUAGAUCAUAUCGCUUUCGAUCCAAAGGAGACCAACCGCUUUGUUGCUACCGAUUGCUUGGAUGGCAAAGUGAUGAUUUGGAGCCUCGACUCUCCCGAACCUGAAUAUCAUCUGCCUAAGACGGAUUUUAAGGGUAUCAUGUUCCUGGAAUUCUUCACACGUUAUGGUCGGCAGUGUUUGAUUAUUGCUCAUGAAGAUCAUAAAGCACACGUAUGGGACUUUCGGUUGCGCAAAUUUGUUUCUGAGAAGCGAAAAUUAUUAUCUCGUGAAGCUUCUGUCUUCUUACGUCCUAAUGUAUCGUUACUACUUACACCUUCAUCUAAAGGCACUUGCCGUUUCUGGGACGCUAAGAAAUUCAGUUUUUAUGGAGUCAUUGACAAUUCUGCUGGAGGAGAUGUGCUGGGUAUCGCUUGUUUGAUGGGGUCUAAAACAAGGUUUGUGAUUGGACAAUAUUAUGCAUUAACAAUAUUGCAUCUUGAUAAUGCAAUAUAUCAAAAGGACCCAAGGCAAUCUAUUGAGCCACAAUUAUGUGCUCAUACAAGGCAAGGAGACACAAGUUCUGAGGAGAAAUAUGGGGAGGAGAUGGUUUGGCAUCAUGGCCCAAACUUCGAUUGGCAGCAUGAACCAUUUGAUGCCGCAAUCAUGCGAGCUAGUGGUGGCGAGAACGCACAUGAACAGUACACGCUUUUCGACAUAAUGAUUGACUCAACAGAGGUGAGAGCUCAAAGGAUGAGUUCUUCAUUCUGUAGCAUGAGCCUUUCAUCUCAUCAGCCCAAGGAGCAGGAGUUGGAGGUGGCUAGGCUGCGCGGGGAGCUGAGACAGCGUGACGAGCAUCAUAAAGUGCAACAAGACUACAUGUUCUCUUUCAUACAGCAGCAACACGAGAUUAUUCAAGAAUUAUCCCAGCAACAUGGCUUGGAUGUAGUCCUCCCAGAGUUUCGACCGCCACUGCCACCGAUGCUGCCACAAUUGAGUCCUUUUCUAUCUACAAUAUCUCAAGCUACGACUGAUGCAAGUGGGACGGAACCUACUGGAAUGGCUUUUGUGGAGUCCUUCGCCUACCCUCCUCCUGCAACAGAUAGCAACCACAACUCUAAUAAUCCAUGUAGCGAUUUUGGUGCCUGAGUAACAUUGCAUGUUUCUUUGCAUUUAAACUUGUGCUUUUUCCAAUUAUGUAUGAUGGUCAAUAUGAAUUGAAUUGAAUCUCUAUAGUUUGUUGAACGAAAGACUUGAAUAUGUGAGAUGUGAUUGUGGCUUUGAAAGGAUAUGUGAGCUAUGACGAGCAUUGAUGAAUUUAAAGUAUUAUGUAUAUGAUGUAUGUGAAUUGUGAUAUAUAAUGUAUGCGAAUUGUGAUAUA